AAGACCAAGAACCUUUUAGUACCAGUGCAUUGUCAUCACCACCCCAUCUGUCCCUCCUCUCUCUUGAAGCAUCACAAAUUUUUAAAUUUUAAUUCAACUACGUAGAAUUUGACUGCAUCCCAGACUUGUGCUUUCGCCUUCUGGUGUCUGUAGAAGUUUUCAGUGCAUUUCAACUCCAAUUCUUGAAGAUAAUGCUACCCAGAAGCCAAUUAGAUUGAAUUGUUUGACUGUCCGUUUCUCAAAGUUUGGAGCUUUUUGGGCGGGUUUUUAAGGUGGUGCAGCAUGUCAGAAGCCCAAAGGCAGCCUUUGGUGGGUGGUACUAAUCACAGUAAUGGGUACAUGAAUGGUGCAAUAUCAUUUAGGUCUCCCAGUACUGUGUCUAUUGUUGAUGAAUUCUGUCGUGCACUUAGUGGAAAGAGACCAAUCCAUAGUAUCUUAAUUGCAAACAAUGGAAUGGCUGCUGUUAAGUUUAUAAGGAGUAUCAGAGCAUGGGCUUAUGAGACAUUUGGCACAGAGAAGGCAAUUUUGCUAGUUGCAAUGGCUACACCGGAGGACAUGAAAAUAAAUGCAGAGCAUAUACGGAUAGCUGAUCAAUUUGUAGAAGUACCUGGUGGAACCAACAAUAAUAACUAUGCCAAUGUUCAGCUUAUAGUUGAGAUGGCAGAGAUUACACAUGUAGAUGCAGUUUGGCCUGGAUGGGGUCAUGCAUCUGAGAGUCCCGAACUGCCAGAUGCUUUGGGUGCAAAAGGCAUAAUAUUCCUUGGGCCUCCUGCCACAUCUAUGGGUGCUUUGGGAGAUAAAAUUGGUUCAUCACUGAUUGCACAAGCUGCUGAAGUACCUACCCUUCCAUGGAGUGGUUCUCAUGUGAAAAUUCCUCCAGAAAGCUGCUUGGUCUCUAUUCCCGAAGAUAUAUAUAGUGAAGCUUGUGUUUACACCACAGAAGAAGCAAUUGCUAGUUGUCAAGUUGUGGGAUACCCUGCAAUGAUUAAGGCAUCUUGGGGUGGUGGUGGUAAAGGCAUUAGAAAGGUCCAUAAUGACGAUGAAGUUAAGGCACUGUUCAAGCAAGUACAGGGUGAAGUUCCAGGAUCCCCAAUAUUUAUUAUGAAGGUUGCUUCCCAGAGCCGGCAUUUAGAGGUCCAAUUGCUCUGUGAUCAGUAUGGCAAUGUUGCAGCUCUUCACAGCCGUGAUUGUAGUGUUCAAAGGAGACACCAGAAGAUUAUUGAGGAAGGCCCAAUAACUGUAGCUCCUUUAGAGACUGUGAAAAAACUUGAGCAGGCUGCUAGAAGAUUAGCCAAAUGUGUUAAUUAUGUAGGAGCAGCAACUGUUGAGUAUCUCUACAGUAUGGAAACUGGGGAGUACUACUUCUUGGAGCUCAAUCCACGGUUACAGGUGGAGCACCCGGUGACUGAGUGGAUAGCUGAAGUAAAUCUUCCUGCAGCCCAAGUCGCUGUUGGGAUGGGUAUUCCUCUAUGGCAAGUUCCAGAAAUAAGGCGUUUCUAUGGGAUGGAGCAUGGUGCUGGAUACGAUGCUUGGAGGAGAACAUCAGUUGUUGCUACUCCAUUUGAUUUUGACCAGGCAGCGUCUACAAGGCCGAAAGGUCAUUGUGUUGCUGUUCGUGUUACAAGUGAGGAUCCUGAUGAUGGUUUUAAGCCUACCAGUGGGAAAGUACAGGAGCUGAGUUUUAAAAGCAAACCAAACGUGUGGGCAUACUUUUCUGUCAAGUCUGGAGGAGGUAUCCAUGAAUUUUCUGAUUCUCAAUUUGGACAUGUUUUUGCAUUUGGAGAGUCAAGAGCCCUGGCUAUUGCAAACAUGGUUCUUGGGUUGAAGGAAAUACAAAUUCGAGGAGAGAUUCGUACAAAUGUCGAUUACACAGUUGAUCUAUUACAUGCUUCAGAUUAUAGAGAGAAUAGAAUCCACACUGGCUGGUUGGACAGUAGAAUCGCAAUGAGGGUUAGAGCAGAAAGGCCACCUUGGUAUCUGUCUGUGGUUGGAGGUGCUCUUUAUAAAGCUUCUGCUAGUAGUGCAGCUGUGGUUUCAGAAUAUAUUGGUUAUCUUGAAAAAGGACAAAUUCCUCCAAAGCAUAUUUCACUUGUCAACUCCCAAGUUUCAUUGAACAUUGAAGGAAGCAAGUACAUGAUAAGUAUGGUUAGAGGUGGACCAGGAAGUUACAAAUUGAGGAUGAAUGAAUCAGAGAUUGAAGCAGAAAUACAUACUUUGCGGGACGGAGGUUUAUUAAUGCAGCUGGAUGGGAACAGUCAUGUUAUAUAUGCGGAGGAGGAAGCAGCUGGGACUCGCCUUCUAAUUGAUGGGAGGACUUGCUUGCUUCAGAAUGAUCAUGAUCCAUCAAAGUUGGUAGCAGAGACACCAUGCAAGUUGCUAAGGUAUUUGGUUGCUGAUGGCAGCCGUGUUGAUGCUGACACGCCUUAUGCAGAGGUUGAGGUCAUGAAGAUGUGUAUGCCCCUUCUCUCACCUGCCUCUGGAAUUAUCCAUUUCAAGAUGUCGGAUGGUCAAGCUAUGCAGGCUGGUGAACUCAUAGCAAGACUUGACCUGGAUGAUCCUUCUGCUGUAAGAAAAGCAGAACCCUUCCAUGGGAGUUUCCCAGUUCUUGGACCACCAACUGCUAUCUCGGGAAAAGUUCAUCAAAGGUGUGCUGCAAGUUUGAAUGCAGCUCGGAUGAUUCUUGCAGGAUACGAGCAUAACUUUGGUGAAGUGGUUCAGAACUUGUUAAGCUGCCUGGACAAUCCUGAGUUGCCUUUCCUUCAAUGGCAAGAAUGCUUUGCUGUUCUGGCAAAUCGACUUCCCAAGGAGCUUAGACAUGAAUUGGAAGCAAAAUACAAGGAGCAUGAAGGUAUCUCGAACUUGCAGAAUGUUGACUUUCCUGCAAAAAUUCUCCGAGGUGUAAUUGAGGCCCACCAAAUGUCCUGCCCUGACAAAGAGAAAGGAGCUCAGGAUAGACUAGUUGAACCAUUACUCAUUCUUGUCAAAUCUUAUGAAGGUGGAAGAGAAAGUCAUGCCCGUGUUAUAGUUCAAUCUCUGUUUGAAGAAUAUUUAUCUGUUGAAGAACUAUUUAGUGACAACAUCCAGGCUGAUGUAAUUGAGCGGCUUCGCCUUCAGCAUAAGAAAGAUCUGUUGAAGGUUGUGGACAUUGUUCUUUCUCAUCAGGGUAUCAAGAGCAAGAACAAGUUGAUAUUGCGUCUCAUGGAACAACUUGUAUAUCCAAAUCCUGCUGCAUACAGGGAUAAACUAAUUCGUUUCUCAACGCUCAAUCAUACCAAUUACUCUGAGUUAGCUUUAAAGGCAAGUCAAUUGCUUGAGCAAACAAAGUUGAGUGAACUUCGCUCUAACAUUGCCAGAAGUCUUUCUGAGUUAGAAAUGUUUACUGAAGAUGGUGAAAACAUGGAUACUCCAAAGAGAAAAAGUGCCAUAAAUGAAAGAAUGGAGGCACUUGUAAGUGCUCCUUUAGCAGUUGAAGACGCUCUAGUUGGUCUUUUUGAUCAUAGUGAUCACACGCUUCAGAGGAGGGUUGUAGAAACUUAUGUUCGUAGGUUGUACCAGCCCUAUCUUGUAAAAGGUAGUGUUAGAAUGCAGUGGCACAGAUCUGGACUUAUUGCUUCAUGGGAGUUCCUGGAAGAGCAUAUAGAGAGGAAGAACUGGUAUCAAGAUCAGACACUAGAGAAACCAUUACUUGAGAAACAUAGCGAUAGGAAAUGGGGAGCCAUGGUUAUCAUCAAGUCUUUCCAGUUACUGCCAACAAUUUUAACUGCUGCACUAAGGGAAACAACACACAGUCCGCAGACAACAACAUCCAAGGGAUCUAUUCUACCAGCUAGCCAUGGUAACAUGAUGCACAUUGCAUUGGUGGGCAUUAACAACCAGAUGAGUAUGCUUCAGGACAGUGGUGAUGAAGAUCAGGCUCAAGAAAGAAUAAACAAGUUGGCAAAAAAAUUAAGAGAACAAGAAGUAAGCUUUAGUCUGAGAAGUGCAGGUGUAGGCGUAAUCAGCUGUAUCAUACAAAGAGAUGAAGGUCGGGGCCCAAUGAGGCACUCUUUUCACUGGUCAGCAGAAAAACAGUAUUAUGAAGAAGAACCUCUAUUGCGCCACCUGGAGCCUCCUCUAUCCACAUACCUUGAACUGGACAAACUUAAGGGUUAUGACAAAAUACAAUAUACACCAUCCCGUGACCGUCAGUGGCAUCUGUACACAGUUGUGGAUAAGCCUGUUCCAGUUCAGAGAAUGUAUCUCAGAACUCUUGUCAGGCAGCCUACAUCAAAUGAUAGUUUAACAGUUUAUCAAGGAUUAGACAAGGAAAGGAGUCAAUCUCUGUGGGCUAUAUCGUUUACAUCAAGGAGCAUUUUGCGGUCACUGGUGUCUGCAAUGGAGGAACUUGAACUGCAUGUCCAUAAUACUACUGUCAAAUCUGACCAUGCUCAUAUGUAUCUUUAUAUUUUACAGGAGCAACAAAUAGAUGAUCUGUUACCCUACAACAAGAGGGUGGACAUUAACGAUGGGUGUGAGGAAGCUAUAGUUGAGAAAAUCUUGCAAGAGCUGGCACAUGAGAUUAAUACAUCUAUUGGUGUGAGAAUGCAUCGUUUAGGUGUUUGUCAGUGGGAGGUGAAGCUUUGGAUAUCAUCUGAAGGAGAAGCAAAUGGUGCUUGGAGGGUGGUUGUUGCAAAUGUGACAGGACACACUUGUAUUGUGCAUGUAUACCGCGAAGUGGAAGACCCUACUGAACACAAAGUUGUCUACCAUACAAUAACUGAGAGGGGCCCUUUGCACGGUGUCCCUGUUAAUGCAUCAUAUCAGCCUUUGGGGGUAUUGGAUCGGAAACGCCUUUUAGCCAGGAAAAGCAACACCACUUACUGCUAUGAUUUCCCGCUGGCAUUUAAAGCUGCCUUGGAGAUGGCUUGGUCAUGCCAACAUUUAGGGCAUAAAAGGCCUGAGGAUAAAGUUAUCCUCGAAGUGACAGAGUUAAUUUUUGCUAACACUGGAGGUAAUUGGGGUACUCCUCUUGUUUCUGUGGAGCGGCAGCCUGGGCUCAAUGAUGUUGGCAUGGUAGCCUGGAGCAUGAAAAUGUCUACACCUGAGUUUCCUUCUGGACGGACAAUUCUUGUUAUAGCAAAUGAUGUGACCUUUAAAAAUGGAUCCUUUGGCCCGAGGGAGGAUGCAUUUUUCCAAGCAGUGACUGAGGUCGCCUGCAGUCUAAAACUGCCUUUAAUAUACUUGGCGGCCAAUUCUGGUGCUCGUAUUGGUGUCGCUGAAGAAGUAAAAUCUUGCUUCAGAGUGGGGUGGUCUGAUGAAUCAAUCCCUGAGCGCGGCUUCCAGUAUGUAUAUUUAACUCCUGAAGAUUAUGCUCGGAUCGGAUCAUCUGUAAUAGCACACGAAACAAAAAUGACUAAUGGAGAAUCACGGUGGGUAAUAGAUUCCAUUUUGGGGAAAGAGGAUGGUUUAGGGGUUGAGAACUUAAGCGGCAGUGGAGCCAUUGCCAGUGCAUACUCACGAGCAUACAAGGAAACCUUCACCCUAACAUAUGUGACAGGCAGAACAGUGGGCAUAGGUGCUUAUCUUGCUCGGCUAGGUAUGCGGUGCAUACAAAGGCUUGAUCAGCCUAUUAUCCUGACUGGUUUUUCGGCAUUAAAUAAGCUUCUGGGUCGGGAGGUAUAUAGCUCCCACAUGCAACUUGGUGGACCAAAAAUUAUGGCAACCAAUGGAGUAGUUCAUCUGACAGUUUCAGAUGAUCUUGAAGGGGUAUCAGCUGUUUUAAAAUGGUUGAGCUUCAUUCCUCCUUACUCAGGGGGUCCACUUCCACUGUUGCCCCCCUUGGAUCCUCCAGAGAGACCUGUUGAAUAUCUGCCAGACAAUUCAUGCGAUCCACGUGCUGCUAUAUGUGGUGCUUCAGAUGGCAGUGGAAACUGGUUGGGGGGGAUAUUCGACAGGGACAGCUUUGUCGAAACAUUGGAAGGCUGGGCAAGAACUGUUGUUACUGGAAGGGCAAAGCUUGGAGGAAUCCCCGUAGGAAUAGUUGCUGUUGAGACUCAAACGAUGAUGCAAGUCAUCCCUGCAGAUCCUGGGCAGCUCGAUUCCCAUGAAAGGAUUGUCCCUCAAGCAGGCCAAGUAUGGUUUCCUGAUUCUGCCACAAAAACAGCUCAAGCAUUAAUUGAUUUCAACAGGGAAGAGCUGCCACUUUUCAUUCUUGCAAACUGGAGAGGCUUUUCAGGCGGACAGAGGGACCUUUUUGAAGGCAUCCUUCAAGCUGGAUCGAAUAUUGUCGAGAACCUUAGAACAUAUAAACAACCUGUUUUCAUAUACAUACCUAUGAUGGGUGAGCUCCGUGGUGGAGCAUGGGUUGUUGUGGAUAGUAAGAUCAACCCUGACCAUAUCGAGAUGUAUGCAGAACGAACUGCUAAGGGAAAUGUUCUUGAGCCAGAAGGUCUAAUUGAGAUUAAGUUCCGGACAAAAGAGCUGCUGGAAUGCAUGGGUAGGCUUGAUCAGCAGCUGAUUGGUUUAAAAGCAAAACUUCAGGAGGUGAAGAGCACUGAAGCUGUAGAUGGCCUGCAGCAACAGAUAAAGGCUCGAGAAAAACAGCUUUUGCCAGUUUACACACAGAUUGCUACAAAAUUUGCAGAACUGCAUGAUACGUCAUUUAGAAUGGCUGCAAAAGGGGUAGUCAGAAAAGUUGUAGAUUGGGCAGAUUCCCGUUUUUUCUUCUAUAGAAGAUUGUACCGGAGAGUUGUUGAGGACUCACUGAUAAGGACAGUAAGAGAUGCUGCAGGCGACCUGCUGACUUACAACUCUGCAAUGGAUAUGGUAAAGAAGUGGUUUAUGGAUUCUGAGUUUUCAGGAGGUAAACCAGAUGCUUGGACGAAUGAUGAGGCUUUCUUCUCAUGGAAGGAUGAUUUCAGCAAUUACGAAGAAAAGUUGCAGGAGUUGCGUGUGCAGAAAGUGCUGCUUCAAUUAACAAAGAUCGGUGAUUCAGCACUGGAUUUGCGUGCUCUACCUCAAGGUCUUUUUGCCCUGCUACAGAAGGUAGAAGAGCCAUCCGCUAGAGAACAAUUGGUUGGCGAACUACGAGCAGUGUUUAAUCGAUCAAGCAAUUCAUAACAAGUCAAUAGUCGAAUUUGAACACCAAAGUAAAGCUCAUUUUGCUCCUUGGAUGAGUUCAUUGCUGAUCAUUAGUCUACUGAAUUCCGUGCUUUAAUGUCAAAAGCCCCAUGAUGGUGGCUUGAAAUGGUUGGCGCAAGAUGCAAAAUGAUCAAGUAGCGGUCUACUUAAUAAGAUGAAACUUGACAGGUUUUGGUCGUCCAAAAAAUAUUGAAAGGGAAACGUAAGAUUCCAAAGCAGUGAGUAUAGCAAAGUGUAUAUAGUGUAAUUUGUCUGAGAGAAAUAUUAGUAGUAUUCCAUUCUUUGACCAGAGAAGAAACAGAGUGCCAUUGGCGGUGAAUUUUCAAUUUCAUUAUCAUCAUUUCAUUGUUAGCGGAACAAAUUACAUGUAACUGAUCAUAAACCAUCUUUCAUCUUAUUACAAAGCAGUGUACUUUUAAGAAAGCCU
Molecule: messenger RNA, 7546 nt
Organism: Coffea arabica (coffee)
Lineage: Eukaryota; Viridiplantae; Streptophyta; Magnoliopsida; Gentianales; Rubiaceae
Product: acetyl-CoA carboxylase 1
Biological process (GO): fatty acid biosynthetic process
Molecular function (GO): ATP binding; acetyl-CoA carboxylase activity; metal ion binding
Source: RefSeq, a predicted model, not a curated record